AUGGAAAAAUCAUCUUGUGCCAGCUCAUUGUCAAGGCAUAUUAUCAAGGAAUCCGGGUUCAAUGCUCCUGUAAUGAAAUCGAAGCAUAAGCUUGCUUUAAAGGCUCAUGAGGAGUAUAUACAGAAGCGGAACGCUCAAAGCCAGCAAAAUGCUCUUCGGUCAAAACCUGUAGAUGUAAAGUUAAGCAAGGAUAAUCGAAAACAAUAUCAAAAACCCGACUUUCAAUUUUCUGCAAAAACAAAACAGCAGAAUUGUCGGCCAUCAGACUAUUAUCCUGCAUAUGGCAUGAAGCAACCGGAAUCUGCACUAGCCAAUGGAUAUUCUAAACCGCAAUCAUCAAAGCAGAUUAAUGGUGUUUGGUAUCCACCGUCAUAUUCGGUACCUCCCCACUAUGGAAUUACCUACCCAUUGGCAUAUUAUUAA
Messenger RNA from Schizosaccharomyces osmophilus, 423 nucleotides. RefSeq lists its product as uncharacterized. The record is from RefSeq and is a predicted model, not a curated record. The transcript has 3 exons. NCBI's taxonomy places the organism in Eukaryota, Fungi, Ascomycota, Schizosaccharomycetes, Schizosaccharomycetales, Schizosaccharomycetaceae. The coding region runs from base 1 to 423 and encodes 140 amino acids.